AUGUGUCUCUGCCAUGCCAGCAGCGGCUUUGCCAACCUCGACAACCUCGCCGCGACCCCCGCAAGUGAUGCCGAGCAGGUGCGCCUCACCGACAAGGUUGUGUGAGUGCACGUGCGGCUAGAUCAUUCACUCCAUUGAGCCAAUCUGAUCCUGGCUUCCUCCUUCAGCCCCUCGCACUACGAGUUGGUCAUCAAGACCGAUCUCGAAAAGUUGAGCUUUUCGGGAACGGCCGAGAUCACGAUCGACGUGCUCGAGGAUGUGCCCUCGCUCGUGCUCAACGUCGCCGAGCCCCUCAUCAUCCAGCACGCCGUCUUGUCCCACACGUCGCUCAAGACCGAAUCGACCCGUCCCGCGAGCGAGCUCAAGCUCCACACCAAGCGUGAGCGCAUCGAGAUCACCUUUGCUGGUGGCCACGUCGCUGCUGGUCAGGUCAAGUUGGCUCUGCGCUGGCAGGGAGAGCUCGACAAUUCGAUGCAAGGUUACUACCGAUCCUCGUACCCUGCUCCCGGAGGCAAGGAUGGCGAUACGGUCAGUUCCCGCUGGUGUCUCGGAGCUGGUCGGAGUGUCCUGUGGCGAAGACUGAAACUGAGACUGACUCGACUUUGGGAGGACCCUCUUGACGUGUGAGACAGGCCUUCUACGCUUUGACCCAGUUCGAGCCCACCCAAGCCCGUCGUGCAUUCCCUUGCUUCGACGAGCCGGCGUUCAAGGCGACGUACGCGAUCAAGAUGAUCUCGCGCACCGACUCGGUCGCGCUCUCCAACUGCGAGGUCACCGACACCAAGCACCUCGGAAGCGGUGGAGCGUUCCCCCGCACCGACCUUUUGACUGACGCCUUCUUCACCGAAGCCGGACCUGCCGCUACCAAGACGGAAGGCAAGACCGAAGGAACGGUUGCCGCACCUGCUUCCAAGACCGUUUCGUACGGCGAUUUCAAGGACGACUGGACCUUGACGACCUUUGCGAAGACGCCCAAAGUCUCGACUUACCUCGUCGCCUUCGCCAACGGUCCUUUCGAGUACAUCGAGGCGAGCUACAAAUCGCCGCUGUCGGGUAGGACCGUGCCGAUGCGCGCUUAUGCGACCAAGGACAAUAUUCAUCAAGCUGGUUUGGCCCUCGAGACCAAGGUCCGCAUCUUGCCCAUCUACGAGAGCAUGUUCGACAUCGGUAAGCCCCAAUCCACUUCCAAACAAAUGACCCGUUUCUCGUGCUGACCAUGCCAUGCUACCGUUUUUUCUCAGAAUAUCCAUUGUCCAAGCUCGACACGCUCGUCGCGAGUGACUUUGACGCCGGAGCCAUGGAAAACUGGGGUCUCAUCACAGGACGUACGUCCGCCUACCUCUACGACCCCAAGAAGAGCGGUAUCAGGACGAAGAAGGUCGUCAUCGGUGUGCAGUCGCACGAGGUUGCCCACCAGUGGUUCGGCAACAUCGUCACCUUCGAUUGGUGGCACGGUCUGUGGCUCAACGAGUCGUUCGCGACCCUGAUCGGCGAGGUCAUCAUGAUCGACGAGAUCGAGCCAUCGUGGAAGAUUCACAGCAGCUUCAUCAACGAGCAUUUGUCUGGCGCGUUCCGCCUCGAUUCGCUUCGUUCGUCCCACCCUAUCGAGAUGCCUUGCCCCGAUGAAGAGACGAUCCAACAGAUCUUUGACGCCAUCUCCUACUCCAAGGGUGCGAGUGUGCUCAAGAUGUUGUCCAACUACAUCGGCCAAAAGACCUUUAUCCACGGUGUGUCGUUAUACUUGAAGAAGUUCCUGUACGGCAACACCAUCACGACCGACCUCUGGGACGGCAUCGCCAAGGCCAGUGGCAAGGACGUGGCCAAGAUUAUGGAGAACUGGACCAAGAAGGUCGGCUUCCCCGUCAUCACCGUCGAAGAGACGUCCGAGGGCCUCAAAGUGACGCAGAACCGCUUCUUAAGCACCGGUGACCCGAUCCCCGAGGAGGACGAGACGAUUUGGCAGAUCCCUCUUGAGCUCUUGAUCGUCAAGGACGGCAAGGCCGAUGUCAACCACGACCUGUUGCUCAUUGAACGCUCGACCGUCAUUCCCAUUAAGGACGUCGCCAAUGUCACGUACAAGUUCAACUCCGAGACAUGCGGUGUGUACCGCACCUUGUACCCCGAGGACCGUCUCGCCAAGCUCGGUGAAGAGGCCGGCAAGGAGAACACGCACUUCAGCUUGAGCGACCGCAUGGGUCUCGUGGGUGAUGCGAUGGCGCUUGCGACUUCGGGCUACGCCAAGACGAGCGGUGCUUUGACGCUCUUCUCCAAGCUCACGAACGAGAAGGAGAACCUCGUCUGGCAAGCUGUCGGCGAUUCACUCGGAAGCAUCAGCGCGACGUGGUGGGAACAGCCCGAGGACGUCCGAGGGGCCAUCUCCAAGCUCCGUCGCACGCUCUUUGGUCCCGUCGCCGACCGACUCGGCUUCGAGUACUCGGACGACGACGAUGUCGACACGAUCGAGUUGCGAACGAUGGCCAUCUCCGUCGCCGCAGCCGCUGACGACCCGGCGACCCUCGCCGAGUACAAGCGUCGCUUCGCGCUCUUCCUGGAGAAGGACGACGAGUCCCUCAUCCCUUCGGACUUGCGCGACAGCAUCUUCGCACAGAGCGUCAAGCACGGCGGGGAAGCCGAGUACGAGAAAAUUUUGAGCGUCUACAACAAGCCCGAGACGCCCGCGCAUAGGACCUCGGCUAUGAAGGCCUUGUGCGCCACUACCGAUCAGGCUUUGCUCGACCGCACGUUCAACAUGCUCAAGGGCGACGAUGUGCGAACACAGGGUGGGUGUUUCUCGCUGCCUCUUGCUCUCUUUGGAUGAGCUGUCUUACUGACUUGGAGGGCGUACCUCUUCUAUGACGUUUGCAGACUUUGCGUACUUCACUUCGAGCUUGGCCGCCAACUGCGUCGCCAAGCGUCAAAUCUGGCAGUUCCUGCAGGACAACUACGAGAUGAUUACCAAGCGCUUCAAGGGCAGUGAGUACAGCAGUCGUAUUUGAUCGCCGAUUCUUACCUUGCGUUUGCUCACGGAUAUGCUUUCUUUUGGCCACACUAGACUUCUCGAUCGGCGGUGUCAUCCGAUCGUGCUUCUCGACCUUGACGACGGAGGAGGACGCCGCGGCUGUUGAGGCAUGGUCCAAGGGCAUCGACUCGUCGGCAUGGAACCAAUCCCUCAGCCAGGGUCUGGACCGCAUGCGUUCCAACGCCAAGUGGCUCGACCGCGAUGCCAAGGACGUCGAGCAGUGGUUGAAGGAGAACAAGUUCUUCGCCUAA
Messenger RNA from Microbotryum saponariae, 3270 nucleotides. The record is from the annotation of a GenBank genome assembly. NCBI's taxonomy places the organism in Eukaryota, Fungi, Basidiomycota, Microbotryomycetes, Microbotryales, Microbotryaceae.